GUGCUACAACUUAACCGCAAAAUCCCACACAUUUUACAACAAACCAACCGCAUACGAUCAAGAUGUCUUUCAAAAGCAUUCUCGACAAAGCUAAAGCUAAGGGUGAAGCCUUUGCCGCUCAACACAAUUUUUCCAUUCCCGGUCAAUCCACGACACAUACACCCCCACCACCACAGCCCGCACCACCCGGAUACUAUCCUCAAGUUCAGCCUCAUCACAAUGCAGGCGCACCUCCUCCGAUUCCUCAAAACAGACCAUCCUAUUCUGCGAUUCAUCCUUAUUGGACGCCUUCUUUCGCUCCCCACACACAUGUUUCCGACAAUUUCAGACAUCAACUAGGCGAUCAUGGCUGGGGAAAUAAUGAACUUCAAAAUUACAUCGCGGACCGAGAAAACUCUUUCCACGACGAACACGGCUGUUUAGUUCUCCGAGCCAUUGCCUCAAACGGCAGAUUCACAAGUGCACGUUUGACAAGCCAUAUGACCCUAGCCCGCGAUCGCGGUAGUCUCGUAGCAACCAUUACACCACCCUGUGCCUCUGGAAUCUGGCCGGCUUUCUGGCUCCUUCCACGUGAACCUUUUACAUGGCCAAAUGAUGGAGAAGUAGACAUUAUGGAGACUUGGAACGGAGAUGCGACGAACCAUACUUGUUUGCACUGGGGACAUUUUAACGGGGAUGAUUGGAAUAAACAUAGGGUUGUGGAGACACCGGUGCACGAUAUGCAUCAUGCACAACAUACAUAUGAGUUUGCAUGGAACCAACCGGACAAUGGUGUAGGAGGGAAGAUGGUCUGGUAUAUUGAUGGGAAGGUUGUUAUGAAAGCGACGGUGCCAGAGGGAACGAGGAGGUUGAAUGAUUUUCAGGUCAUCAUUAAUGUGGCGAUGGGUGGAAAUGUUUGCCAGGGUCAGAGACCACAGGAUGGGCAUUAUGACCUGAAGAUCCAUAGUCUGAAGAUGUGUGAUGAGCCAACAGGAGGGUGGGGAAGGUUUGAAAAUGAUUUUAUUCAUGGGCCGGAAGGACAUGCAAUGUGAAGGGCUGCUUGGCCAGAUCAAAGACGAUGAGAUACAUCGUUGAGAAUACCGAGGACCGGGAUGAUUCAAUGAGAUUUAUUUCUUUUCUAAACUCAAUAUUAAUAGAGUUUCUGUUGGAAAUAGCGCUUCCUUUAGCCUGCGGAAGCUUUGCUGGGUGGCGCAAAGUACUUGAAUAUAGGUUAUAAAUUAUGGUAACACUGCCCGUCGUUGAAAACACAAAGCCAGUUGUGCCAGGACUUCCCGUCCGAAUCUCGAGUAUUGUAGGAUUCUCUGAACAAUUCGAGGUGCUUUUCUCCCUGCUCUAAGGGAAUCAAAUGCUUUUAGGGUGCUUGGGAUGAUUGUGUGGAUCCAUCCAGAUAUUAUGGAAAGUUAAUUGCAAUAGGAGCCGAACUGUCCA
Molecule: messenger RNA, 1428 nt
Organism: Botrytis cinerea B05.10
Lineage: Eukaryota; Fungi; Ascomycota; Leotiomycetes; Helotiales; Sclerotiniaceae
Exons: 1
Coding region: 63-1031 (322 amino acids)
Biological process (GO): carbohydrate metabolic process
Molecular function (GO): hydrolase activity, hydrolyzing O-glycosyl compounds
Source: RefSeq, a predicted model, not a curated record